AUGACCUCCGCCAUGGAGUUCGAGCGGGUUGAAGCCCCGGUCACUGUGAAGGCGUAUCUGAUGUGCGCUUUCAGUGCCUUCGCUGGUAUCAUGUUCGGCUACGAUACUGGCUACAUCAGCUCCGUACUCGCCAUGGACCAGUUCAAAAAGGCCUACGGAGACCCAUUAACAGGCACUUACACUGUUUCCCAGAAGUCCCUUAUCGUCGCUAUACUGUCAUGCGGCACCUUCUUCGGGGCUUUACUGAGUGGCGCACUUGCCGACUGGUUUGGACGACGGACUAUGAUCAUCGUAGGCUGCUUCAUCUUCAUCGCCGGAGUCAUCGUGCAAACGACAACCAUCAGCAUAUCUGCGCUGGUCGUCGGGAGGCUGAUUGCUGGUCUGGGCGUCGGCUUCGUAACUGCGGUGAACAUAAUGUACAUGUCCGAGAUCGCGCCAAAGAACGUAAGAGGCUCGCUGGUCAGCUGCUACCAGUUUGCUGUCACGAUCGGGAUCAUGUUGGCCAGUUGUGUCGGCUACGCCACAUCGAGGCGAGAAGACACCGGUGCCUUCCGCAUUCCCAUCGCCAUUCAGUUCCUGUGGGCUACUGUACUGAUCUCUGGUCUAUCGCUCCUUCCCGAAUCGCCACGGUACUAUGUCAAGAAAGGGCAAUUAGCCAAUGCCAUGAAAGCACUGGCUCGCGUCCGCGGUCAAUCCUAUGAGUCCGAGUAUAUCCUUCACGAACUUGCGGAAAUCCAGGCCAAUUACGAAUACGAACAGUCGCUCGGCGAGGUCACCUGGCUCGGCUGCUUCAGCGGCGGUAUACUCAACAGUAACAGCAAUGCUCGGAAGAUCUUCAUCGGAGUUGCGCUGCAGGCUAUGCAACAGGCCACUGGUAUCAACUUCAUCUUCUACUACAACACGACGUUCUUCCAGCAAGUGGGCCUCGGGAAGAGGGCUUUCUUGGUGGCAAUGAUAACGACGAUCGUCAAUGUUGUAUCGACGCCAGUCUCAUUCUACACUAUCGAGCGAUUCGGUCGACGACGGCUGCUUAUCUAUGGUGGCAUUGCCAUGAGCAUUUGUGAGAUGACCAUUGCCGUUGUCGGCACGGUGCUACCACACUCAACAGCGGCGAAUUAUAGCAUGAUUACGCUCGUGUGUGUCUACAUCUUUUUCUUCGCCAGUACCUGGGGUCCUGUCGCCUGGGUGGUGAUCGGAGAGAUCUUCCAGCUGCCAAUCAGGUCGAAAGGGGUCGCGUUGUCAACUUCGAGUAAUUGGUUUUGGAACUGUAUCAUAGCCGUCAUCAUUCCAUACAUGGUAGAGGGCACAAGUGGCACAUCCGGACUCGGCGUCAAAGUCUUCUACAUCUGGGGAGCCCUAUGCUUCGCCUGCGCGAUCUUUGCCUACCUCGUAGUACCCGAGACCAAAGGCUUGACCCUCGAACAAGUCGAUAGGAUGAUGGAGGACGUGAGCGCCCGCCGUAGCGCUGGCUGGCUACCCCGAGAGAACUGGGCACGGGAUCUUGGCGAUAUGGGUCACAGCACAUCAGCAACGACGUCCGCCUCGAGAGCAUCACCCGAGUCGAUACCGAUGGAGACCAAAGCAUUUUCCUAG
Recurvomyces mirabilis is the source of this 1593-nucleotide messenger RNA. RefSeq lists its product as uncharacterized. The transcript has 3 exons. Gene Ontology annotation, biological process: carbohydrate transport; transmembrane transport. The record is from RefSeq and is a predicted model, not a curated record. Lineage: Eukaryota; Fungi; Ascomycota; Dothideomycetes; Mycosphaerellales; Teratosphaeriaceae. Gene Ontology annotation, molecular function: carbohydrate:proton symporter activity. Bases 1 to 1593 code for a protein of 530 amino acids. Gene Ontology annotation, cellular component: membrane.